This is a messenger RNA of Hibiscus syriacus, 1113 nucleotides long. RefSeq names its product bidirectional sugar transporter SWEET7-like. Bases 1 to 1113 code for a protein of 370 amino acids. The record is from RefSeq and is a predicted model, not a curated record. The transcript is spliced from 6 exons. Gene Ontology annotation, biological process: carbohydrate transport. Gene Ontology annotation, molecular function: sugar transmembrane transporter activity. Gene Ontology annotation, cellular component: membrane. NCBI's taxonomy places the organism in Eukaryota, Viridiplantae, Streptophyta, Magnoliopsida, Malvales, Malvaceae.
AUGGAUAAGCUAGACUUAAAUAUUUCAUUGAAACUAGCUGUGAAUGUAUUACAAUUGGCAAGCAGUUUAUCUGUGAAAAAAACCUCAGUACCAUCCGGAAUCUUGAAUGCAGUGCCAAAACCGCCCUCUAAUAACUCCACCUCUGAAUCAAAAAGCAUUUCCUUGGAUUAUUUUCAGUGUUCGCCCCCUUUUUCCAAGCGUUAUAUUUCAAACUUUACGACCGACUACAUGCAUAUACAUGUCAUGCCAGAGAGUACGGGCCAACCAGAUUUAGAUACUUGCCAAAUCCUUGCUCAGAUGCGUUUGCCCCACACCGCAUUCAACACUGACCUCGUUCAUCCCCCCUUUCUUGCAGCAAUGGUCUCUCGCCUAGUCAACACUAUCCGUAAUAUAGUUGGAGUCACAGGGAACGUUAUCUCACUAUUCCUCUUCUUGUCUCCUCUGCCAACUUUUGCUCAAAUUUGGAAGAAAAGGUCAGUGGAGCAAUUCUCGCCAGCCCCGUAUCUGGCAACCUUAAUAAACUGCAUGGUUUGGGUCAUUUACGGGCUGCCUAUGGUUCACCCCAACAGCACUCUCGUCGUUACCAUUAAUGGAACAGGGACCGCCAUUGAGCUCGUGUAUCUAACUAUCUUCUUGAUCUUUUGCAAUGAUAAGAAAAAGAGACUCAGAGUGCUGUUGAUCAUGCUGGUGGAGCUGGUUUUCAUGACCAUUCUUACGGCACUGGUUCUCACCGUGGCUCACACCACAGGACGCCGGUCCAUGGUCGUCGGAAUUAUAGCAAUUUUGGGUAACAUCAUGAUGUAUGCUUCGCCUUUAUCCGUCAUGAAACUGGUGAUCUCGACGAAAAGUGUGGAGUAUAUGCCGUUUUUCCUCUCCCUGGCUUCCUUUGCCAACGGCGUUGCUUGGACUACUUACGCUUUCCUCCCUUUUGAUCCUUUCAUUGCUGUUCCGAAUGGACUAGGGACAUUGUUUAGCAUCGCGCAGCUGUUGUUGUACGCCACAUAUUACGAGUCCACAAAGAGAAUAAUAGCAGCAAGGAAAGAGACGAAGAUGGAGAUGAAUCUGUCUGAGGUGGUCGUCAAUGAUCCCAACAAGACUGCCAGAGCCUUUUAA